Messenger RNA from Nerophis lumbriciformis (worm pipefish), 459 nucleotides. NCBI's taxonomy places the organism in Eukaryota, Metazoa, Chordata, Actinopteri, Syngnathiformes, Syngnathidae. The record is from RefSeq and is a predicted model, not a curated record.
AUGCUCCAGCAUCUGUUUCUGUUCAGCGUUCUUGGAGUGCUGCUGAGGCCGGUGUGGUGCGACAGCAUCACAGUGUGUGAGGAAGACGACGGCGACCUGCGGGUGGACUGCCUGGUCAAGGCCGAGCCCAACAAAAUCAGCAGUUAUGAGUUUUCGUGGUCAUCAGGUUCCAAGCAAGCUCUCAUCAACGCCAAUGUGUCCGGCCUGGCGGCUGAGGCAGAGUUCAGAAAAGUGAGUCACGUGACGGAGGUGGAGCCGCACGGCUACAGAUUGACGUUGAGUGGUUAUCGGGAUAAACUGCCGCACAACACCACCUAUAUGUGCAAGAUAACUGGAGAGGGAGCCAGCAUUAACGUGGAGAGAGAUCAUCUUGUUCCAUGCGGAGCUGUCAGCGUGCUUCUGAAGCGCUCCUGGAUAUUCGCCAUGCUGGUUUUUCUCCAAUUACAUGCAUUGACUUAA